This is a messenger RNA of Gasterosteus aculeatus aculeatus (three-spined stickleback), 1818 nucleotides long. The record is from RefSeq and is a predicted model, not a curated record. NCBI's taxonomy places the organism in Eukaryota, Metazoa, Chordata, Actinopteri, Perciformes, Gasterosteidae.
GAUGGCGCAUCUGACAGCGCCAACUGGAGCGCAAUGGAGGUCCCGCGGCUCCGCGUCACGCUUCUGUCUCCAACUCCCCCCAAAAAAAACCGACGCGUGGACGGAGGAGGACGCGAGAGGACGAGCUGAACGUUUGCCUUCUUUUUCUUGUUUUUGUUUUUCCUUUUGCUUCCGAAUGGGCAGCGACAUCAGUAAAAAGAAGAAGAGAGAAGGACCAGCUGCUCAGCGUCGACUCAGUCAUGGGUUCCUCUCAAACGUGGGGUUCUCCAUCAAUCACAGACUGGCCCACUCGGCCGUGUUUUCUCAGCCGGUGGGACCGAAUGGCUGGUCCCCCGUCCCCAAACCCCUCCUGCCUCCAGAAGACACAGAGCCCUCCAUCCCCAAACCCCUCCUGCCUCCAGAGGACACAGAGACCACUCCUCCAGCUCCCAUUUCCGUCUUUUUGCCUGAGUUCCCACAGCGGAGACUUCCUGCACGAGACCAAUUCCAGAUCCUGGGCUUCAUUGCCAAAGGUUCAUAUGGACCCAUCUUGAAAGUGAGGGACAUUUUCAAAGAAAGGACCUAUGCUGUUAAGGUUCUACCAAAGUCAAAUAUCUUGAAGCAUGGAGUCUUGGAGCAGUCAAAAGAAGAAGUCGUCAUUCAGCGGCAGCUCAAACACCCGUUCAUCCACAAUCUGCAGGACUGCUGGCAGACACAACACCAUCUCUUCAUUAUGUGCGACUACUGCAGCGUCGGGGACUUGUACACUUACUGGUUACUGAGGGGCCAGUUUGGGGAGGACGAUGUCCGGCUCUUUGCUGCAGAGCUUGGCAGUGCGCUGGGAUUUCUUCAUGACUUAGGCAUCGUGCAUAGAGAUAUAAAGAUGGAGAACAUUCUUUUAAAUGAUCAAGGUCACCUUCGCCUGUCGGAUUUUGGACUCGCCCGGCGGCUGAAGCGAGGAGGAAGAGCGUUUACAAUAUGUGGAACCAUCCAAUACAUGGCUCCAGAGGUUUUAGGCGGGGGUCCGUACAACCACGCGGCCGACUGGUGGUCUUUUGGCGUUAUGUUGUUCUCACUGGUGACAGGAGAGUUUCCGCUACCAGCCGAGUCGGACCACACCGCCAUGUUGAAGAAGGUCACAGAUUUCCCUUACGCCCCACCUGGGACCUUAAGCUCUUCUUUGGUCUGGCUGCUCUCUGAGCUUUUGUGCAAGAAUCCGGUGACCCGGCUUCGCAACCUGGAGUGUCUGGAGAUGCAGGCUUUUUUUCGUGGCACUUCGUUUGAUUCUGUCAUCCUUCAGAAGACGCCUGUGGAAGUCAUCCUGGAGCUCAGGACUCGACCUGAUUGGGCAGCAAAAGCAACGAGGGGCCUUUCAUUGGACUACUUUGAUGAAUUUGACUGCGAUAAAAUCCUCUAUUCUCCUACAACUCCCACUGAGCUGUCUCCUACACUGACCAACACGGACCCGAGCCCGGACACUGAGCACAAUUGUUAAGCAUAAGACUGAAUUAUGUUUAAGAAAAAGCUGAUCGGAAGUGAGACAUUUUUCUCUCAUAUACGUGUGACCUCGUGGACUGGCUUUUAAAGUUCAACUGGUGAUCUUAUGGGUCAGUGUUUAAGAAUUGAAGAACGUUGUGUGAUACAUUUUAUGCUGCUAGUAUCAUUGUGGGUUUAUUUACAGUGUUGGAGUUCUAUGAAAUGCUUUAGAGCUUCAACUUCAUAUUUCAACUUGUAAAAGCAAACAUUUUGUCUUCCUUUGAGCUCUAUACAUCUUCGAUUUUCCCCUCUCACAUGAAUUUAAUAUUCAUUGUUUGAAUAACAUCUUAUCACCAAAAAUAA